CCCGGUGCCCCCCGGACGGCCGGCCUCCCCGCAGCUGGCACCAUGCCCCCCGCCCCCCGGCUUCUCGCCGCCUCCGCCCUGGCCGGCCUGGCCCUGCUCUGCCAAGGGCUGCUGUCCCAGAGCUCCGAGUUCAACUCCCUGGCCGACAACUACACCGUGUGUGAGGGGGACAAUGCUACGUUCAGCUGCGAGAUCGACGAGCACGUGACGCGCGUGGCCUGGCUCAACCGCUCCAACAUCUUGUACGCGGGCAACGACAAGUGGAGCAGCGACCCACGCGUGCAGCUACUCACCAACUCGGCGGCCGAGUUCUCCAUCGUCAUCUCGCGCGUGGGGCUGUGGGACGAGGGGCUCUACACGUGUUCCUUCCAGACCCGCCAGCAACCGCACACGACGCAGGUCUACCUCAUCGUGCACGUCCCCGCCCGGAUCGUGAACAUUUCCUCGGCCGUGACGGUGAACGAGGGGGGCAAUGUGAACCUGUUGUGUCUGGCCGUGGGCCGGCCCGAGCCCACCGUCACCUGGAGGCAGCUCAGAGACGGGUUCACGUCGGAGGGCGAGAUCCUGGAGAUCUCAGAGAUCCAGCGCGGACAGGCCGGAGACUACGAGUGUGUCAGCCACAACGGGGUCAGCGCCGCCGACAGCCGCAGGGUCCCGGUCACCGUCAACUACCCUCCGACCAUCACGGACGUCAAGAGCGCGAGGACCGGCCCCGGGAAGGCCGCCCUCCUGCGCUGCGAGGCCAUGGCCGUGCCGCCCGCCGACUUCGAGUGGUUCAAGGACGAUAAACACAGACUGAGCGGGUCCCUGGACGGGCUGAAGAUCCAGACGGAGCGGACUCGCUCGAUGCUGCUCUUUGCCAACGUGAGCGCCCGCCACUACGGAAAUUACACCUGCCUCGCUUCCAACCGCCUGGGCACGUCCAACGCCAGCAUGCGGCUGCUCCGCCCCGGCGCCCUGGAGAACUCGGCUUUCCCAGCGGGACCCCCCUUGUCCCCCUUCGCCCUCCUCUCCGCCCUGGGGACGCUCUGGUGGCAGAUCUAAGACCACGUCACUGCUCGGCUCGGAGCACCCGCCCGCCCGGCCGGAGCCAAGAGACGGACGGAGGGGAGAGAGACAGAGAGAGAAAGAGAGAGACAAGGAAAGGAAGAGACCCAGAGACGUCUCCGAGCCGGGAAGGAGGAGGAGGAAGAGGAGCAGGAAAAAAGGAUCUUGAGAACCCAUCACUGUGAGGGAUAAAUGGAAAAUUAUGCAUCGUUUCUACAGCCA
Molecule: messenger RNA, 1269 nt
Organism: Ornithorhynchus anatinus (platypus)
Lineage: Eukaryota; Metazoa; Chordata; Mammalia; Monotremata; Ornithorhynchidae
Gene: IGLON5
Product: IgLON family member 5
Exons: 8
Coding region: 43-1044 (333 amino acids)
Cellular component (GO): neuron projection
Source: RefSeq, a predicted model, not a curated record